AUGGAACAGAGCUUUUAGUCAUCUUUUUAUGGUUCACUAAAUUUUAGUUAAUAAAUGCUAUAUUAAAUAAAAUAAAUGAUUGGCAGAUAAAUCUUUCGUGCAUUUUCAUCAACCACAGCUCCAUAUGUGUGGGUCAAUAAGCAUACCAAAGUGAUAUGCUAAGGUAUCACUGGUAAUUAGGGCACAUUCUAAACUGAAUAAGCAUUGAACUACUUUACAAAAAUGGUUGGUGGAGUUUCACCUAAGAAGGCUGGAAGUACACACCUUGGCUUGCCUGUUUUCAAGGAUUGCAAAGAAGCCAAAUCAGCCACAGGAUGUGAUGCAUCUGUAAUCUAUGUGCCUCCUCCCACAGCUGCUUCAGCCAUUAUUGAAGCCAUCGAGGCAUAAAUUGGCUUAGUGGUUGUCAUCACUGAUGGAAUUCCUUAACAUGAUAUGAUUAAAGUUAAGCAUGCUCUAAGAUCCUAAUCAGUAACACGUGUUAUCGGACCAAAUUGCCCAGGAAUUAUCAAGCCAAAUGAAUGUAAAAUUGGUAUCAUGCCAGGAUACAUUCAUCAAAAUGGAAAAAUUGGUAUUGUCUCUAGAUCUGGUACUCUUACAUAUGAGGCUGUCGAUCAAACUACAAGAGCUGGUUUAGGACAAUCAACAGUCGUUGGUAUUGGUGGAGACCCUUUCAAUGGAACUAACUUUAUUGAUGUUUUGGAGAGAUUCAUGGUUGAUCCAGAAACAGAAGGUAUUGUUAUGAUCGGAGAAAUCGGUGGAGAGAAUGAGGAAAUGGCUGCUGAUUGGAUUAAGAAAAAUAAUCCUAAAAAUAAACCAGUUGUUGGAUUUAUUGCUGGUAUCACAGCACCACCUGAAAGAAGAAUGGGACAUGCAGGAGCUAUUGUGUCAAAGGGCAAGGGAAGUGCACCUGAAAAGAUUAGAGCACUUGAAUAAGCAGGUAUCAGAGUUGUGAAAUCACCUGCUUAAAUUGGCAAAACCAUGUUGGAAGUCAUGAAGGAAAAGGGAUUAGCAUGAGUUUAUCAUCUAAUUUUUAAGUAAUAUUUUUAUUUAUGAAUAAUUAAAUAA
Paramecium tetraurelia is the source of this 1065-nucleotide messenger RNA. RefSeq lists its product as uncharacterized. The record is from RefSeq and is a predicted model, not a curated record. Gene Ontology annotation, biological process: tricarboxylic acid cycle. Gene Ontology annotation, molecular function: succinate-CoA ligase (ADP-forming) activity; succinate-CoA ligase (GDP-forming) activity. Lineage: Eukaryota; Ciliophora; Oligohymenophorea; Peniculida; Parameciidae. Gene Ontology annotation, cellular component: mitochondrion; succinate-CoA ligase complex (ADP-forming). The transcript has 8 exons.